Molecule: messenger RNA, 1029 nt
Organism: Sitodiplosis mosellana (orange wheat blossom midge)
Lineage: Eukaryota; Metazoa; Arthropoda; Insecta; Diptera; Cecidomyiidae
Product: pickpocket protein 28-like
Exons: 4
Coding region: 1-1029 (342 amino acids)
Biological process (GO): sodium ion transmembrane transport
Cellular component (GO): membrane
Molecular function (GO): ligand-gated sodium channel activity
Source: RefSeq, a predicted model, not a curated record
AUGAUCAACAAUAUUUGGAACCAAUGGCAACGAAACCCAGUGACAAUCAGCCCAUCAGAGAAGAAAAUCAUCAUGACAAUUCCAUUUCCGACUGUAACCAUUUGCCCAGAAAUACCGACAACAACAUUCGAAUUUGAUAUAUCGGCGACACUAAAACAUCUACCAAAUCUCAAUGAUAGAAAUACAGAGAUCAAUAUAUUGAGUGCAUUUGCGCAUGUUUGCCCACGUCUACCGGAAUUGAUUGAUUUCAAGGACAAUUUCACGAAUGAAAGCAUAUACCAGAUAUUUCGAAUGACUGAGGAGAAAUUUGAGAGACAGUUGUCACAAUGUUCGUGGCUUGAACAAGUUAGGGAUGGAAGUGAUUGUGGUCAGUAUGUGGCACCCGUUUUCACCGACAACGGCAUUUGUCUCACCUUCAAUGCUCUCAACUCAUAUGAUACAUACACGGAUCAAAUCGCCCCGGAAAUGAUUACCUUAAAAAGCAAACCAAAUGUUUCUUACUGGAGUUUAGAUGGUGGAUACACAGAUAAAUCGAUAAUGAUUCAUGAUCCAUACCCAAUGCGCACUGGUAUCGCAUCUUCAGGCCAGAGUUUUGCUUUGAAAUUAUCAGUGUCACAAUACGAGUUCGAAUAUAAAUGUAGUGGCAUCUAUCAAGGGUUCAAAGUGAUUUUGACAACACCUGGCGAAGCAUUGAAAAUGUCGCAAAAUUCCUUUCGAGUUCCUCUUUCAGAAAAGACCAUGGUUACGAUCAAUCCGAAAUUGAUCACCACAUCAGAGGGUUUGCGUAGCUACGAGCCGAAUCAACGGCAAUGUUUCUAUCAACAUGAGCGCCAACUGCGUUUCUUCAAAUUGUAUACCCAGGAGAUAAAAAUACAAAAAUCUGUGGCGCAGCAAAAAUCAAGUGUUACAAUGGAAUUGAAAGUAAGUUUUGGUCAAGCGAGAGCAUCAAAGCGUUUCGUGACAAAUGCAAUUGUUUGCCAGGAUGUACUUCGAUUCAAUACAAUGCUGAGAUCGAUCGAUACAAGAUAG